AUGGAUGAGUUAGUUGAUUUCCGUGACAAGGGUGUAACGCGUCGAACGACAACAACAACACCAGCACCAGCUCCAUUAGAAAGGUUGCUCAAUCCUCAGUUAGCAGGUGGAAAUGCGCAAAAUAUUGACGCCGUUUUCAACGCUUUAAUGAGGAGUGGCGCUCAACCGGAGCGACCACAACCAUCCACGAAUAUUUUUUCGCAGUUCUUUGGACGAAGAUAA
Cooperia oncophora is the source of this 222-nucleotide messenger RNA. The record is from the annotation of a GenBank genome assembly. Lineage: Eukaryota; Metazoa; Nematoda; Chromadorea; Rhabditida; Trichostrongylidae.